GCUCUCUAAAAGCAAGAUCCCUUUGGCACCAAAUUUGGCCAUCAUGGGUAUUAUUCCAAUAACCUGUGGGCGUCGAUUGAAAUCAUGAUGCAAUCUGAUAGUAGCCUACCUUUCUCAAGUGAAAUUCUUCAAAAUUUGUUGUUAUGUUGAAUGCUCCACAAAGGACAUGGCAAUUGAAUUGUGGUUGGAUACGUCUAAAUACAAG
Lactuca saligna is the source of this 205-nucleotide messenger RNA. The record is from the annotation of a GenBank genome assembly. Lineage: Eukaryota; Viridiplantae; Streptophyta; Magnoliopsida; Asterales; Asteraceae.